Molecule: messenger RNA, 3389 nt
Organism: Carlito syrichta (Philippine tarsier)
Lineage: Eukaryota; Metazoa; Chordata; Mammalia; Primates; Tarsiidae
Gene: CHUK
Product: conserved helix-loop-helix ubiquitous kinase
Exons: 21
Coding region: 17-2203 (728 amino acids)
Biological process (GO): positive regulation of transcription by RNA polymerase II; peptidyl-serine phosphorylation; tumor necrosis factor-mediated signaling pathway
Cellular component (GO): IkappaB kinase complex; cytoplasm
Molecular function (GO): IkappaB kinase activity; ATP binding
Source: RefSeq, a predicted model, not a curated record
GGGCGGGCCCUGGGAGAUGCGCGAGCGACUGGGCACCGGCGGCUUCGGGAACGUCUGUCUGUACCAGCACCGGGAACUUGAUCUCAAAAUAGCAAUUAAGUCUUGUCGCCUAGAGCUAAGUACCAAAAACAGAGAACGGUGGUGCCAUGAAAUCCAGAUCAUGAAGAAGUUGAACCAUGCCAAUGUUGUAAAGGCCUGCGACGUUCCUGAAGAACUGAAUGUUUUGGUCCAUGAUGUGCCUCUUCUAGCAAUGGAAUACUGUUCUGGAGGAGAUCUCCGGAAGCUACUCAACAAACCAGAAAAUUGUUGUGGACUUAAAGAAAGCCAGAUACUUACUUUACUAAGUGAUAUAGGGUCUGGGAUUCGAUAUUUGCACGAAAACAAAAUCAUACAUCGAGACCUAAAGCCUGAAAACAUAGUUCUUCAGGAUGUCGGUGGAAAGAUAAUGCAUAAAAUAAUUGACCUGGGAUAUGCCAAAGAUGUUGAUCAAGGAAGUCUGUGUACGUCUUUUGUGGGAACACUGCAGUAUCUGGCUCCAGAGCUCUUUGAGAAUAAGCCUUACACAGCCACUGUUGACUAUUGGAGCUUUGGGACCAUGGUGUUUGAAUGCAUUGCUGGGUACAGGCCUUUUUUACAUCAUCUGCAACCGUUCACCUGGCAUGAGAAAAUUAAGAAGAAGGAUCCAAAGUGUAUAUUUGCUUGUGAAGAGAUGUCAGGAGAAGUUCGGUUUAGUAGCCACUUACCUCAACCAAACAGCCUGUGUAGUUUAAUAGUAGAACCCAUGGAAAACUGGCUGCAGCUGAUGCUGAACUGGGACCCUCAGCAGAGAGGGGGCCCUGUUGACCCGACUUUGAAGCAGCCAAGAUGUUUUGUCCUAAUGGAUCAUAUUCUGAACUUGAAGAUAGUACACAUCCUAAAUAUGACUUCUGCAAAGAUAAUUUCUUUCCUGUUACCACCUGAUGAAAGCCUGCAUUCCCUCCAGUCUCGUAUUGAGCGUGAGACUGGCAUGAGUCCUGGUUCUCAAGAGCUUCUUUCAGAGACGGGGAUUUCUCUGGAUCCUCGGAAACCAGCCUCUCAGUGUGUCCUGGAUGGAGUGAGAGGCUGUGAUAGCUAUAUGGUUUAUUUGUUUGAUAAAAGUAAGACUGUAUAUGAAGGGCCAUUGGCUUCCAGAAGUUUAUCUGAUUGUGUAAAUUACAUUGUGCAGGACAGCAAGAUACAGCUCCCGAUUAUACAGCUGCGGAAGGUGUGGGCUGAAGCCGUGCACUACGUGUCUGGGCUCAAAGAAGACUACAGCAGGCUCUUCCAGGGACAGAGAGCAGCAAUGUUAAGUCUCCUUAGAUACAAUGCUAACUUGACAAAAAUGAAGAACACUUUGAUCUCAGCAUCGCAGCAACUGAAAGCUAAAUUGGAGUUUUUCCACAAGAGCAUUCAGCUUGACUUAGAGAGAUACAGUGAGCAGAUGACCUAUGGGAUAUCUUCAGAAAAAAUGCUGAAAGCCUGGAAAGAAAUGGAAGAAAAGGCCAUCCGCUAUGCUGAGGUUGGUGUCAUUGGAUACCUGGAGGAUCAGAUUAUGUCUCUGCAUGCCGAAAUUAUGGAACUCCAGAAGAGCCCCUAUGGGAGGCGGCAGGGGGACUCGAUGGAAUCUCUUGAACAGCGCGCCAUUGAUCUAUACAAGCAGUUAAAACACAGAUCUUCAGAUCACUCCUACAGCGACAGCACAGAGAUGGUGAAGAUUAUCGUGCACACCGUGCAGAGUCAGGACCGGGUUCUUAAGGAGCUGUUUGGCCAUCUGAGCAAGCUGCUGGGCUGUAAGCAGAAGAUUAUCGACCUGCUCCCCAAGGUGGAAGUGGCCCUCAGUGACAUCAAAGAAGCUGACAGCACUGUCAUGUUUAUGCAGGGAAAGAGGCAGAAAGAAAUAUGGCAUCUCCUUAAAAUUGCCUGUACACAGAGUUCUGCCCGUUCCCUUGUAGGAUCCAGUCUCGAAGGUGUGGCAACUCCUCAGGCAUCAGCAUGGCUGCCCCCGCCUUCAGCAGAACGUGAACAUUCUCUGUCAUGUGUGGUAACUCAAGAUGGGGAGACGCCAGCACAAAUGAUAGAAGAAAAUUUGAACUGUCUUGGCCAUUUAAGCUCUAUUAUCCAUGAAGCAGAGGAGGAGCAGAGCAGUAGCCUGAGGAAUCUCGACUGGAGCUGGUUAACGGAAUGACUUGCCACUUGGUCACUGUCCCCACACCUAUGGACGUUGUUGCUGCUGCACAUGUUGGAAGUUUGUUAUUCCCCCAUGAUUCUUCAGGCGCCAGUCAAGGGAAGAAACGGCUGUGAUCAGAAACCAUUUCUUCUGCAAUCAGAAAAACAUGACUUCACAAGCGUAUUUUUAUUUGGGAUAAUUUUAGCUUCUGAACAGAAUUUUAUAAAAAGUCAAGGGGCUUGUUCAAAUGUUUGUUUUCAUACUACAGCUAUUUGGGAGCCUCGCCAUUGUGACUUAUGUUUUCAAACUUGGUAAAACUGCUCAAUGGACAGAAAAUACCUUCUGAAGUUGUGAUUUUCAAGCAUAAGGCCCAAUUUAGUUUUGUGUGCAGAGAAGAAAACCCAGCUAACUUGCAUUUUAAAGUGAAAGUUUUCUACCUGUGUCUGCGGAAGAGACUGCUCACAAGUAAAACUGUACUUCUCGAAGAACAAACCCUACCUCCUUGUGUUGCCCUCAGCAAGGGCUCUCCCUGGCAACACAAGGAGUUGGCGUCAUCAUUUUAACUUGACCCCCACUGUCACAGUAGCCCUUCUUCUGGAAGGAGCUGUGCGUCUGUGCCUCCAACACCAGCUGACUCACGAGUCAUGUUAAGUGUGUUGUGUGUAUAUGUAUUUAAGAUGUACAUUGAUAUCAAAGAGAAGAUGCCUGUUAAUUUAUAAUGUAUGUGAAAGCUUGUUUUUCCAUUUGUACAAAUGGGCCCUUUGUAAACAAUCUUUCAUGUGUUGUCUUGCAGAUUUAUAAAGGUCUGCACUCCCCCAUCUGUAAUUGCACUCCCAGAUCCGAAAACAAGGUUUUCCUAAGCUUGGUGACAAAACUCAUUUGCUUGCAAAUCUGAUCUGAACUGACAUUGAAUCCAUUUAUCCCGCACGGUGUGAAAAUCCAUUUAUGUUGCUGCAGAAUUAUCAAUGUGUUUGAUGAUGGGAGUGUGCCACCAUACACUGCCGAGGGCUUCCGUAGUAUGCACUGAAGUACCUUUCUAAAAUCUGAAAAUCUCCGAAUUCUGAAACAGAGUGCCCAGGGUUUCAGACAAACGACUGUGUACCUACCAUCUCUUAAGUAAGUUAGGUGUUGUCUUUAAAAAUGUGAAAUGCUUUUAUAUUCUAUACAGUUUUUCACUUUGUAUAUUAAAUGAUUUUUAAAUUAC